Ambispora gerdemannii is the source of this 840-nucleotide messenger RNA. The record is from the annotation of a GenBank genome assembly. Lineage: Eukaryota; Fungi; Glomeromycota; Glomeromycetes; Archaeosporales; Ambisporaceae.
AUGGCUUCAACACCACAAGUAAACCCUGUCUGUCGCUUUGAAGACCAUAUCACAACAACAGACGACCACCACCAUACGCACACACAUGGUGGAGAACAUUUGCAUUCACACGAUGAACAUGGGCAUACGCACGAACAAUUAGAUACUCCUGGUAAAUUUAAAGAACGAGAACUACCGAAUUACGGUAAUAGAAAUUGGAAAGAACGCGCAUUUACUGUUGGAAUUGGAGGAUGGCCAAAAAUCUCAAAAAGACCAGUUGGCUCCGGUAAAACAGCGCUAAUGCUCGCAUUAUGUCGCGAAUUUCGCGACAAAUAUUCCAUCGCCGCAGUAACUAACGAUAUUUUCACGCGCGAAGACACUGAAUUCCUCGUUCGUCAUAACGCGUUGCCGGCCGAACGUAUUCGUGCAAUUGAGACUGGGGGGUGUCCGCAUGCUGCUAUUCGCGAAGAUAUUUCAGCGAAUUUGAAUGCGUUAGAGGAGUUACAUGCGAAAUUUAAUACGCAGCUGUUGCUUGUUGAGAGUGGGGGCGAUAAUUUGGCUGCUAAUUAUUCGAGGGAACUAGCCGAUUACAUCAUUUAUGUUAUUGACGUAGCAGGCGGCGACAAAAUCCCACGAAAAGGCGGACCAGGAAUCACACAGUCGGACUUAUUGAUCAUCAAUAAAACGGACCUUGCCGAGAUAGUCGGUUCUGAUUUGGGUAUAAUGGAACGAGAUGCGCGAAAAAUGAGAGAAAAUGGCCCAACUUUAUUCACACAAGUGAAAAACGGAGUCGGUGUUUCUGAGGUGGCUGAUUUGAUUAUUGGUGCUUGGAGAGCAAGUGCUGCUGCGGAUAGCAUAUAA